AAAAAAAAGUCAACCAUGAUCGCAGUACUCUUGUCCUUAGUGGUACUGUUUUUCAGUAUAUGGUUGUUGAUCCGAUGGCGGAAAGUAAAAAGUUAUUGGUUAGAAAGGGGAGUGCCUCAUUACCCUCCACAUCCAAUUUUGGGAAGCCUCACCUUUUUACAGAGGGAAAAUCCUUCAAUAUGGAUGCGAAGAGUAUACAACGACUUCAAGGCUCCUUACGUCGGCAUGUGGCAGUUCUGGCGCCCGGCUCUGGUAGUCAACAGUCCGGAGAUUGCUCGCCGGAUCCUUGUGAAGGACGCUGAUGUGUUCAGGAACAGAUUCCUCAGUUCUGGCAAAAGUGAUCCUAUUGGAGCUUUGAAUGUGUUUACUGUUAAUGACCCUCUCUGGUCUAAGCUGAGAAGACGUCUGACGUUGGUGUUCACUGCUGCAAAACUGAGGAGUCUAAAUGGUAUCACCAUCGCCAAAACCAAGGAUUUAGUCACACGCCUGGAAAUAGAAUCCAACAAACCUGAACUUAUUGACCUUAGAAAAAUCUGCACCGACUUCACAACUGACGUUAUCGGAGAAUCAGCAUUUGGCAUCACCAGUAACUCCUUGGCUGACGGCGACAGCAUCAUGAGAAGAGUCACCAGGGAGUUCCAAGCCUUCAACUUGCAUCGAGGACUGUCCUGGUCCAGCAUCUUCUUUUUCCCCGAACUGGUCGACAUUUUUAGAUUCAGUUUCUUCCCCAAAGACACGAUGAAGCUGCUCCGCAAAAUUUUUCGCACAGUUGUGGAACAGAGAGGAGGGUAUGAUAAGGAUAUCAAGGAUGCCCGAGACUUGCUCGAUGCUCUGCUGAAGAUCAAGAAGGAAGCUGAUAUGGAAAAUGAAGAAAUGACCGAAGACAUUCUACUAGCUCAAGCUGCAGUAUUCUUACUGGGUGGCUUCGACACUUCUGGUGCAGCACUGACCUGGACUAUGUAUGAGCUAGCUUGGAACCCUCAAUAUCAGGAACGACUUUACGAAGACAUUUUGAACUUGAAAAGGAAGAUCGGUAACCGUGGCUUUGACUCCACCGUGCUCACUGAGAUCGGGUAUCUGGACUGUGUAAUCAAAGAGACCCUAAGAAUCUACCCCCCAAUGGGCUGGUUGGACCGCAUCGCCACCAAGGAUUACAAGAUUGACGAUAAGCUGACUAUCCCAGCUGGAACUGCUGUCUACGUGAAUGGUGUCAGCAUGCAGAUGGAUCCUGAGUACUUCCCGAACCCUGAGGUCUUCAACCCAGACCGAUUCUUACCGGAGAAUGAACGGACAAUCACUCCUUAUACCUUCAUGCCGUUUGGAGAAGGACCCAGGAAUUGCAUAGGUAUGCGCUUCGCCUUCCAGACUCUACGUCAAGCUUUAGCGGAGGUUUUAUUAAAGUACGAAAUCAAGGUCAUCCCUGAUACUCCGAAGCCCAGUGAAAUUGAGAUUGAGAAGAACGGUAUGUUCUACAUGCCCAGCGGAAAGAUGAGCGUACAUUUUGUGAAGAGAGACAAUGAAUUCGUUUCCUAGUUUACCAUUAUAAACUAAAUUCUAUUUAUUUAUACUUAAG
Molecule: messenger RNA, 1573 nt
Organism: Spodoptera exigua (beet armyworm)
Lineage: Eukaryota; Metazoa; Arthropoda; Insecta; Lepidoptera; Noctuidae
Source: the annotation of a GenBank genome assembly